Messenger RNA from Candoia aspera, 1029 nucleotides. Its product is annotated as forkhead box protein D3-like. Gene Ontology annotation, biological process: regulation of transcription by RNA polymerase II; anatomical structure morphogenesis; cell differentiation. Lineage: Eukaryota; Metazoa; Chordata; Lepidosauria; Squamata; Candoiidae. The transcript has a single exon. The record is from RefSeq and is a predicted model, not a curated record. Gene Ontology annotation, molecular function: RNA polymerase II cis-regulatory region sequence-specific DNA binding; DNA-binding transcription factor activity, RNA polymerase II-specific. Bases 1 to 1029 code for a protein of 342 amino acids.
AUGAGCCCGCCCGGCGAGGAAGCGGUUUUGAACCAUCUCCGAGGCCGGAGUUCAGAUGAAGAAGAAAGCCACGAAGAGGAAGCGGUCGACGUCUUGGGUAAAAGCGACCGGGGACGCCGGCCCCGUCCCAAGGAGCCCGGGAUCGGCGCUGCCGGGAGCAGCCAGGCCAGGGGAACAGCUGGGAGACAGGCUCCCGACGCGGCGGCUGCAGCGGCGCCGGCGACCGAGGGGCUGGCCAAGCCCCCUUAUUCGUACAUCGCGCUGAUCACCAUGGCUAUCUUGCAGAGCCCGCAGCAGCAGCUGCCGCUGAGCGGAAUCUGCGCCUUCAUCCGCGGGCGCUUCGCCUACUAUCGCGAGCGCUUCCCUGCCUGGCAGAACUCCAUCCGCCACAACCUCUCGCUCAACGACUGCUUCGUCAAGGUGCCCCGCGAGCCCGGCAGCCCGGGCAAAGGCCACUACUGGCGCCUCCACCCGGCCUCGCAGGACAUGUUCCACAACGGCAGCUUCCUCCGGCGCAGGAAGCGCUUCAAGCGACCCUUGCUGUCCGCGCCCUCCACUUCGCCCUCUGCCGCCGGGAUCCUGCUCUUCCCGCCUCCGCCUGGCCCUCUGUUGCCUCCAGCGGCCGGGUCUCUGCCCGCCUGCGCCUCGGCGCUGCCGGAGAGAAAAGAGGGGGCGACACGGUGGUCUUUGCAAGCGGGGAAGGGGCCCCAGCGUGCCGGGAAUGAAGGAAAGCGGCCCCUGGGAGAGAUCAGCCUGCAGGGCGCCGGCAGUAGCAGGUGCUCCUUCAGCAUCGAGAGCAUCAUUAUGGGCCCGAGGGUGGCGCCUGCCGUGGUGCAGCUGAGCGCUUGGAUCCCGCCGCCGCCCGCCGCCACGUGUAGCCGCAGCCCGGCUCUGCUGUCCCACCCGGAGCGCCUCGUGGCCUCGUGGAGGACCUUGCUGAGCUCCAGCACCAGUCAGAGUCCCGCACCGCUGUUCGCGGGUCACCCCGAGUUGGUCCUCGGCGUAGGGAGCCUCUCUCCUGCCUUCUAG